Molecule: messenger RNA, 5625 nt
Organism: Bufo gargarizans (Asiatic toad)
Lineage: Eukaryota; Metazoa; Chordata; Amphibia; Anura; Bufonidae
Gene: PREX2
Product: phosphatidylinositol-3,4,5-trisphosphate dependent Rac exchange factor 2
Exons: 40
Coding region: 241-5082 (1613 amino acids)
Biological process (GO): intracellular signal transduction
Molecular function (GO): guanyl-nucleotide exchange factor activity; protein binding
Source: RefSeq, a predicted model, not a curated record
UGGAGACAAUCUUUUGAUUAAUGUCCAAAUUACUUGCUCUGCUCCCAAACCCCUGACUGGAGAUCUGCAGGCAGAGGGACACUUUUCUCUGUUACACCUGGAUUGAUUCUAUUUGGUUACAGCAAGAUGAUGAGCCUGUAUACUGCACUAGUCUAGGAGGAUCUACCUAACUCUGAAGAACUUUGCUGCUGCUGACUUAAGUGAUAGCUGGAGGAUCAGCACUGAGUCCUGGAAUAUAACAUGACAGAGGAACAUAAGCCUGAUGGAAAGGUGGAGAGCAGCAAGGACCUGGAGAGGCAGCUCAGGCUCAGGGUCUGUGUUCUCAGCGAACUUCUCAAGACUGAGAGGGACUAUGUGGGGACCUUGGAGUUCCUUGUCUCGGCGUUUUUCCAGCGAAUGAUGCAAUAUGCAGCUUUAAAAUCUGAUAAAAAUGUCACAGAGGAAACUGUAAAGAUGCUGUUCUCCAACAUUGAGGACAUACUGAUGGUACACAAAGACUUUUUAUCCCUCAUUGAAAACUGCUUGCAUCCGGAACCUAAUGCCCAUCAGGAAUUGGGAAUCUGCUUUCUGCAAUUUAAGGAGCGUUUUGCCAUUUACCAUGAAUACUGCAGCAACCACGAAAAAGCACAGAAACUUCUGCUGGAACUUAACAAGAUAAGAACGGUGCGGACUUUUCUUCUGAACUGCAUGCUUCUCGGUGGACGGAAAAACACAGAUGUUCCACUGGAAGGAUAUUUGGUUUCCCCAAUACAGAGAAUAUGCAAGUACCCGCUUCUUUUGAGAGAGUUACUGAAGAGGACUCCGAAGAGACACAGUGAUUACAUGUCUGUAGUGGAGGCUCUGCAGGCAAUGAAGGCGGUGUGCUCCAACAUUAAUGAGGCCAAGAGACAGAUGGAAAAAUUAGAAGUGCUUGAGGAAUGGCAGAGCCAUAUAGAGGGAUGGGAGGGGUCCAGCAUCACAGACACUUGCACUGAAAUGCUGAUGCAUGGAGUUCUUUUAAAAAUUUCCUCUGGGAACAUCCAGGAGCGGAUUUUCUUUCUCUUUGAUAACCUUUUAGUGUAUUGCAAAAGAAAACAUCGGCGUUUGAAGAACAGCAAAGUAUCCACAGAUGGGCACCGCUAUCUCUUCCGAGGUCGGAUUAACACAGAAGUGAUGGAGGUUGAAAAUGUUGAUGAUGGAACAGCCGAUUUCCAUAGCAGUGGUAAUCUUGUAGUCAAUGGCUGGAAAAUACACAACACAGCGAAGAACAAGUGGUUUGUCUGUAUGGCAAAGACACCAGAGGACAAACAGGAAUGGCUGGAAGCAAUCCUGAAAGAGAGGGAGAAGAGAAAAAGUCUGACACUAGGUAUGGAACAGGACACCUGGAUGAUGAUAUCAGAACAAGGAGAAAAACUUUACAAAAUGAUGUGUAAGCAUGGAAGUCUUAUCAAAGAUCGGAAAAAGAAACUGACAACGAUCCCAAAGUGUUUUCUUGGCAGUGAAUUUGUGGAGUGGCUACUGGAAAUUGGAGAAAUUCACAAACCAGAAGAAGGUGUUAACCUUGGCCAAGCUUUACUGGAGAAUGGAAUAAUUCAUCAUGUUACAGAUAAACACCAGUUUAAAUCGGAGCAGAUGUUGUAUAGAUUCCGUUAUGAUGAUGGCACCUACUAUCCAAGGAAUGAAAUGCAAGAUGUAAUAUCAAAGGGCAUCAGACUGUACUGCCGGCUGCACAGUCUGUUUACACCGGUGAUUAGGGAUAAAGACUAUCAUCUUAGGACAUACAAGUCAGUAGUAAUGGCAAAUAAGCUAAUAGACUGGCUUAUUGCUCAGGGUGACUGUCGCACAAGAGAAGAAGCAAUCAUUCUUGGGAUAGCUCUUUGUGAUAAUGGAUUCAUGCACCACGUGUUGGAGAAGAGUGAGUUCAAGGAUGAACCACUGUUAUUUCGAUUCUUCUCUGAUGAAGAAAUGGAAGGAUCCAAUAUGAAAUACAGACUUAUGAAACAUGACCUAAAGAUUGUGGAGAACGUUAUUGCUAAAUCUCUUUUGGUAAAACCCAGUGAUGGGAGUUAUGGUUUUGCACUAGAAGAUAAAAAUAAAGUGCCCAUUGUUAAAUACAUUGAAAGAGGUUCUAACGCAGAGUUGUCAGGAAUGGCGGUCGGAAAAAAAAUCUAUGCUGUAAAUGGUGACCUUGUUUUCCUGAGGCCGUUUCACGAAGUGGAUUGUUUUCUGAAGACUUGCUUAAACAGCAGAAAACCUCUGAGGAUUCUCAUGAGCACAAAACCAAGGGAAACGGUAAAAAUUCCAGAUUCACCAGAGGGACUCGGCUUCCAGAUAAGGGGUUUUGGACCAUCUGUUGUACAUGCUCUGGGUAGAGGGACCGUGGCAGCAGCUGCUGGUCUUCACCCUGGACAGUGUAUUAUCAAAGUGAAUGGGAUCAAUGUCAGCAAGGAGAGCCAUGCCAGCGUUAUUGCCCAUGUGACGGCUUGCAGGAAGUACCGGCGCCCCAUGCAGCAAGAUUCCAUACAGUGGAUAUAUGACAGUACUGAGAGUGCCAAGGAAGACAUCUUGAAGCCUACACACCCCAAACCUCUAGGAGAAAAUGAUGGGGAUGGUUUUGAUUGCAAAGUAGAAGAGGUUAUUGACAAGUUUAGUACCAUGGCAAUAAUAGACGGAAAGAAGGAUCAUGUAAGCCUCACAGUGGAUAACGUUCACCUGGAGUACGGAGUCAUUUAUGAAUAUGACAGCACAGCAGGAAUCAAAUGUCACGUAGUGGAGAAGAUGGUAGAACCAAAGGGCUUUUUUAGCUUAAGUUCCAAGAUCUUAGAUGCUCUUGCAAAAAGUGAUGAGCAAUUUGUACAAAACUGCAGCAAUCUUCACUCCUUACAUGAAGUCAUUCCACCUGAACUGCACAAUAAAUUUAACAUCAUUUGUCGGGAGAAAAUUGAACACAUCUACCGGCGGAUCACUAGCUAUAGAAAGUUUUCAAGGGUCCUAAAGAAUCGAGCCUGGCCUACAUUCAAACAAGCCAAGUCAAAGAUAUCACCUCUGCACAGCAGUGAUUUCUGCCCGACAAACUGCCAUUUCAAUGUAAUGGAGGUGUCAUACCCCAAAACCUUGACGUCACUUGGGAGCGCAUUUGGGGUCCAGUUGGACAGCAGAAAGCAACCAUCCCAAGACAAGGAGAAUAAAAAUAUGGAGCAAGGCAAAUUAAAUCCUAUGGUAUACAUACAACAUACCAUAACUACAAUGGCUGCACCAUCAGGACAUUCGUUGGGUCAAAGAGAUGGUCAUGGACUGAGAUACCUGCUAAGCAAUGAAGAUUUAGAAACACAAGAUAUCCAUCACAAAUUACUAUGCAAACUCCAUUCAGCGUUGGCAGAGGUGGAAACAUGUGUCUCGCAGAUUGAUGAGCUAUUGUCUUCAAUAACUUGCUCUCCCAAAUGUGAGCGUAAAACAGAAAAUGUUAUAGGGAUGGACAGCGAUGAGAAAGGAGAGAAGAACGGGAAGAGAGUCUGCUUUAAUGUUGCAGGAGAGGAACAAGAGGAUUCGGGACAUGAUACCAUCAGCAACAGAGACUCUUACAGAUAUGUUCUUUAUUCUAUGUGCAGCGACUGCAACAGCAACAGAAACUCCAUUGCGUCCUUCACAAGUGUCUGCAGCAGCCAGUGUAGUUCUUACCUUCACAGCGACGACAUGGAUUCUGGAGAUGAGAUGCCUUUAAAUGUACGGAUUUCCCAUGAGAAACAGGACAAAUUACAUAGUUGCUUAGAACAUCUAUUUAGUCAGGUGGAAUCAAUAACUAAUCUUCUUAGAGGACCAGCUGUGGCCAGGGCAUUUGAGCAGACAAAAUAUUUCACUCCUGGGCGAAGUUUACAAGAAUUUCAACAGGAAAUGGAACCUAAAUUAAGCUGUCCAAAGCGCUUACGACUUCACAUUAAACAGGACCCUUGGAAUCUGCCCAGUAGCGUCCGUGUUCUUUCUCAGAACAUUAAAAAGUUUGUAGAAGAGGUAGAAACGAGGAUACUGUUGGCCCUGCUGGAAUAUACAGAUAGUGAAGUACAGCUGAGGAGAGACAUGGUGUUCUGCCAGAGUUUAGUGGCCACUGUCUGUGCCUUCUCUGAGCAGCUAAUAGCUGCAUUAAAUCACAUAUAUGACAGCAACAGAGAAUAUGAAGUGGAAACACAAGAAGCUAGUAGAAGAUGGUUGGAGCAGAUUGCUAAUGCCGGUGUUCUCUUCCACUUCCAGUCUCUUCUCUCUCCAAAUAUGACAGAUGAACAAGCCAUGCUGGAGGAUUCACUCGUUGCCCUGUUUGAUUUGGAGAAGGUCAUGUUUUACUUUAGACAAGCAGAACAUGGGCCACAAAUUUCAAAUGUUCCUAUUACCUAUCAGGCAGAAGGAAGCCGACAAGCUCUGAAAAUGUACUUUUACAUAGACAGUUAUCAUUUUCAGCAUCUUCCACAAAGGCUGAAGAACGGUGGAGGAUUUAAAAUACACCCCGUCCUAUUUUCUCAAGCUCUGGAGAGUAUGGAUGGCUAUUAUUACAAGGACAAUGUUUCUAUUGAGGAGUUUCAGGCCCAGAUUAAUGCCGAUUCACUGGAGAAAGUUAAACAGUACAAUCAGAAACUGCGGGCCUUUUACUUGGAUAAGACACAUCUGCCUCCAAAUAACACAUCUAAAGCUGCAUACAUUGAUAAGCUGAUGAGGCCGCUCAAUGCUUUGGAUGAACUGUAUCGGCUGGUGGAUUCAUUCAUUCACUCUAAGCGUACAGCAGCCUGUGCCUACACAGCUUGCAGCGCCUCAGGAGUUGGACUGCUCUCGGUGUCUUCCGAACUUUGCAACCGACUUGGGGCUUGCCAUGUUAUAAUGUGCAAUAGUGGAGUGCACCGAUGCACUUUGAGCGUCACCCUUGAACAGGCUCUGAUCCUCGCGCGGAGUCAUGGGCUGCCUCCCCGUUACAUCAUGCAAGCAACAGAUGUCAUGAGAAAACAGGGAGCAAGGGUUCAGAACACUGCUAAGAAUUUGGGUGUUAGAGACAGAACACCAACAUCUGCUCCAAGGUUGUACAGGCUGUGCCAGCCGCCUCCUGCUGACGACGAACCCUGAAUGUGCCCGCUAUGAAAUCGAGAACAAUAUUUUACCAGAACUUGUUUUACGACUGUUCUUGUAAAUGUGAAUAUUCAGAAUAUAAAAAGCGGACAAGACACUUCAUAACAAGCUAUAAGGACUAAUCGUCAGCGGCAUGUUUUGUACACUGGAAUCCCACCGGAUGAAGCACUUACAUGUUGUAAAAAAAUCAACAGGGGCAUUGAAUGUUUUUGGAUUGUCAGUUCAAGUCUUUUUCGCAGCGUACAGACAGGACCUACUUUAAUAUUUGUAUUAAUUAUAUGUCAGUGAAAAAGGAAAUAUAUUUCUAAAGGAAACAUUUACCGGUAUAUCUACUUUGCUAUCAAUAAGCGGCUACAUAUAUAAUAUAUGUCACACCUGGCUAGGAAUUAAAGCACAGUUCACUAUUAUUCCAUUUGGACUUUACCUUCAAGACGUGACUUGCUAAAUAGAAGACAUUGAAGAAAUAGAAUCUUUAUUUGCUAAUUAACAAAUAAACAAUGUAAACCAUUUUGGCCAAUACAUUAAAUAGAUUGAAAUGAA